UAUCAGGGGCCCAACUGCCAAUAAAUUAAGUUGCAAAGUAAGGAUAUCAUUUUUGUUAUCCCCUUUUUUCAGAGGGAGAAGAGCUCAAUCGAAGGGCGAAAAACAAUGGCAGCAUCAACCCUGACUUUCAGUAGCUUUUCAACCCUACAAACUUUCCCCAGAAUUGCAGCAGUUGAAAAUAACAAACGGGUGAACUUCUCCAUUCGGUCGCAGUUUGAUGUACAGAGUGCAUCGAAUUCUAAAAAUGAAGGCCGUGGAGGAAGGCGAAUAUGGAGGCGAAGAAAAUUGACGAAAAACGACGAGGCAUUAGAUGCCAAAAUGGAAAGGAUUCCGUUCCUUGAGGAGCAAGUGAGGAAGAUAAGGGAUGGGGGUAAGUUAUUGACAAUGGACAUUCACAGAUUAUUACUGAACGAGGACAACCGGUUUGAUUUUGUCAAUGAGAUUGCAGCAGAGGCCAAACAGUAUGUUGAGAACAACCGAGAUGAAUAUGGUGCGAAGAAAGCUAUCCUUCACGUGCUUAGUAAUCGUAUGAAUGACGCUGGAGUUUAUCGCCCAGAAGCAUACAUGGAAUCUGACCCCUUCAAGCCAGGCCCUGGAUAUUUGAAAGACGAACUACUGUAGAUCAUUAGUUAUCUAUACUUUCUGUAUUCAUAUAUGAUAUAACACUUCUCUAAUAUAUACACUUUCAUCUGGGGGAUUUAAUGCCAAAAGAUGAGAGGUAAAAAAAAUCAUAGCACUUCCCCCAAAAAAACACUCUUAGGGGAUUCAGGUUCUCUUUUAAAAGGAUUGGAUUUGCUGCUUAUCCAUCAGAAAUGAAAGGGGAUGACACCACUCUAAUAAUUGACCA
Solanum dulcamara is the source of this 847-nucleotide messenger RNA. RefSeq names its product protein PLASTID TRANSCRIPTIONALLY ACTIVE 7. The record is from RefSeq and is a predicted model, not a curated record. The transcript is spliced from 4 exons. Gene Ontology annotation, biological process: plastid transcription. The coding region runs from base 106 to 621 and encodes 171 amino acids. Lineage: Eukaryota; Viridiplantae; Streptophyta; Magnoliopsida; Solanales; Solanaceae. Gene Ontology annotation, cellular component: plastid-encoded plastid RNA polymerase complex.